UUGAGUUUGCCUUACAGGCUGUCACAUGGUGGAGCAAAGCCAAAGCCAAACAACUUUUUGUUCCCUCUGUUCUUUGGAGCAACCCCCUCCCCCAGAACUGGGAUACAAAGUUUUGACAUUUCUAAACAACAAACUAUUUAAUUAUUUAUUUAUUUAUUUACUUAUUAUACCACCUUUCCACUGGGCUCCACUUGAAAGCAACAAGUAUUGUCAGCUUGGAACAACAGCUUGUCUUUUAUAGCUUUAGAGCCCACAAAGAGGAAAAAGGGGGAGAGGAAAUGCCAAAGCAAUAUUAGCUGCUGUUGAGUGGACCGCGGCCGAACUGCGAUGAUCGUGUCCAACGUGAGCCUGAGCGGCUGCGCGGAGGUCAGCAGCGCUCUGUGCGCCGGAGCCGCGGAGGGAGGACAGCUGGGGAGCGGCUCGCACCGGCACACGCUCACCCCGACAGGACACCUGAUCGUGGCCGUUUCCCUGGGCACGAUCGGAGCACUGGGACUGGUGAACAACCUGCUGGUGCUGGUGCUUUUCUGCCGCUACAAGAUGCUGCGCUCCCCCAUCAACCUGCUGCUGAUGAACAUUUCCAUCAGCGACCUGCUGGUGUGCGUAUUGGGCACUCCGUUCAGCUUCGCGGCCAGCACGCAGGGACGGUGGCUCAUUGGAAAAGCGGGGUGCGUUUGGUACGGCUUCGCCAACUCCCUGUUUGGUAUCGUGUCCCUCAUCUCCCUGGCUGUCCUCUCUUAUGAGCGCUACACCACCAUGGUGGUCCCUGCUGAGGCGGACCCCUCCAACUACCGUAAGAUCUGCCUUGGCAUCAUCCUUUCCUGGGUGUACUCCCUCAUCUGGACCAUGCCACCACUCUUAGGUUGGAGUCACUAUGGUCCCGAAGGUCCCGGGACCACGUGCUCUGUAAACUGGAUGGCCAGGACAGCGAAUAACAUCUCGUACAUCAUCUGCCUCUUUGUCUUCUGCCUCAUUAUUCCAUUCCUGGUGAUCGUGUUCUGCUAUGGGAAGCUGCUGUGCGCCAUCAGGCAGGUGAGCGGGAUCAACGCAUCAAUGAGCAGGAAGCGCGAGCAGCGCGUGUUAUGCAUGGUGGUAGUUAUGGUGAUAUGCUACCUCCUGUGCUGGCUGCCGUACGGCAUCAUGGCCCUGACGGCCACAUUCGGGCCACCGGGCUUCGUCACGCCUGAGGCAAGUAUCAUCCCCUCGGUCCUGGCCAAGACGAGCACGGUCAUCAACCCGGUCAUCUAUGUCUUCAUGAAUAAACAGUUUUACAGAUGUCUCCAAGCCCUGCUGCGUUGUGAGGCUCCUCAAAGAGGCUCCAGCAUUAGGAGCUCGUCCAAGGUCGCCACCAAGGCCAUGAGGGGUGUACCAGUCCCUGGCCCCCGCCGCAGCAACGACUUACUAUUUAUGGUAGCUUCCUUGGGCCAACCAGCCAUCACUCUGCCCCAGCUGGCCCCUUCCUUUGAGCUCACAAAUGGUAUCACCAAAGCCCCUUCGUCAGACAUCAAACCCGCGAUGGUAUCACUAGUGGCCCACUUUGACGGCUGAUGAGCCAAUACACUCAGCCGGGAAGUCAUUAAUAAUGAGAGCGGUGGUAUAACUGAGGCUUAGAGAGCAGCAGCCUGCCAGUCUAGGUGGAUUCACACAGCUGUUGCAUCAUUUCUGCCCAGGCUUAUAGAGACGGACCAUUAAAGGGCAAUCUUAGACUGCCUCUGGACAAUAUGAGCAGAUAUCAAAAGGUGGCAAACCUGCAAGAGGUCUGCAGGAGUCUCUGUAGAGAGAGAACACCCAUCUCGCUGAGAAGGAGCAUUUGAAGGAUGAUCUUGUCAUGAUUUUAGGAGGACGCAUAGUCAGGCUGCAAUGAUUGAAGAGGAUCGGAAAAAUGUCAUAGGACAUAUUGAUUGGUUACCGUAUGUGGUUACCAAGUGAGGUUGAAGAACAAAAAUGUACCAUGCAUUUUUAAGUCUUUGCUCGGGUAGACAAAAAAAAAAACAAA
Molecule: messenger RNA, 1996 nt
Organism: Solea solea (common sole)
Lineage: Eukaryota; Metazoa; Chordata; Actinopteri; Pleuronectiformes; Soleidae
Gene: tmtopsa
Product: teleost multiple tissue opsin a
Exons: 4
Coding region: 328-1548 (406 amino acids)
Biological process (GO): visual perception; G protein-coupled receptor signaling pathway
Cellular component (GO): photoreceptor outer segment; membrane
Molecular function (GO): G protein-coupled receptor activity
Source: RefSeq, a predicted model, not a curated record